AAUAUCCCAAAUGUCAAACUUUAACCAUAAUUAAAUCAAUGUCAACCAUCCCGAUUAUUUGGAAACAUAAAAAUUCUCGAUAAAAAUAUGCCUUAAAAAUGGACUGCAUACAGAAAUACCAAAUUGAAAACUUCACAAGCAAGGUCGAGGACACAAUAGAGCUGAGCAAUGGUGGGGGCGAGCUGAUGUGCCGGCGGGAGGCGGCACUUCCACUGGAGGGUGCCAGGAGCCUGGAGUCAGUGCUGGGCGCGCGGGGGCGGCUGGCGCGGCGGCCCAGCACGCCGCUGCCGGCGCCGGGGGGGUGGGGCGCGGGGCGGUGGGGCGGCAGUGGGUCGGACGUGACGGUGGCGCGGCUGCGGGACCUCCCCGGCGACGGACCGCACCGCCCCGCCAGCCCCUCGCUUAUAAACCUCGCCACCUUCGUCCUGCGUCCACCCAAGUACGAGGACCUCGUGCCCGUCUCCUCCUGGGACAAGGAGAAGGAAGAACCCACCGUCGAGCCACUAGUGGUGGACCUCCCGCCUGUCGCUGCCGCCUGCAGCCACCGCGACCAGCGCUGCCUGUGCCCCAAGAACAGCGACGUCAUCUCCAACCCAGACAGGAAGUCCAAGUUUGCCCGGUUCCUGCGGCUGUACUUCUGUCCUUGUUGCACGUGCUUGUACGAGAUGGAACAGAGCAGGACGGCGGAGGGGCGCGCGCCAUGCCCCGCCGCCGCUGCCGAGGCGCUGGGUCCACAAGCUUCACAACCAAGUCCGGUGCAGUCAUAGUGAGCCGUUUCGUUUAAAUUACAUUGUGAAUUUUGUUAUAUUUAAAAUUAAUUCCAGAUUUUAUGCAUAAAAUUAUAAAUACAUUUAAAACCG
Messenger RNA from Plutella xylostella (diamondback moth), 860 nucleotides. RefSeq lists its product as uncharacterized. The record is from RefSeq and is a predicted model, not a curated record. Lineage: Eukaryota; Metazoa; Arthropoda; Insecta; Lepidoptera; Plutellidae.